AUGUCGCAGGUGAACAAUCGUGGUGUCGUGAACAAGCGGUUGCGAAUAUCCUCAACAGGCGCCUUUCGUCACGGUGAGAACCAGUCGUCAUCGUCGUCGACAAAUGUCGCUCAAACUCAAUAUAAUCCAUCGGGUUUAUCGAUUGAUAAUGAAACUGAAUUAUCAUCUGAUUCAAUAAAAGAACAAUUAGAUCAUGUUGAUGACAUAAUAACACAACCAAUAAUUGAAGUUCCAACAAAACGUUUAUUACAUAUAAAAGAACUUGGAGGAAAUUUAUUUGUUUCAUCAUCAAGAAAAAUUUAUUCAAAAACUUUACAAAAAUUAAUUGAUCGAGUUUUAUUUACAAAAUCAUUAAAUAAUGAUGUUAACACAGCAACAUCUGAUAUACAUGUAUUUGAACGUGUACUUGCACGUACAGAUGAUAAUGAUGCAUAUUCAACAUGUACAUCAUUAGCACAACCAACACCAGCAACAAUACUUAUACUUGGUUUAACAUCAUGUGAACAUGCUUUGGUAUGGAAAUUAUCUCAACGACGAAAUUUUAAAAUUUAUUGUUCACCAGCUAAUAGUGGAAUUAUAAUUGAUCAAACAUUUGUAAUAGUAACAAAUAUUUUAAAAAAUGAUAAAGAGAUUUUAGAAUUUGUUGAUACAAAACAAAUCGAUCUUGUUAUAUCAUUAAAUAAAACAUUUUAUUAUGAAGAUCUUGAAGCACAAUUAGAUGAACGUGGUGUACAUUAUUUAGGUUGUUCAGUUGAUACAUUAGCAUUAAGUGAUAAUUAUUUAAAUGCAAAACAAUUUAUGACAAAACAUAGUAUACCAACAUUAGAUUGGAUUCAUUGUUUAAAACAAGAUGAAGGAGAAAAUUUUUUAAAUAAAUAUCCAAAUCAACAAGAAUGGAUUAUCCGUUCGAUUAAUGGAAAUCGAAUAAUAAAUUGUAAAACAACGGAUGAUGCUUUACAAAUACUUAAAGAAGUUUUUCAGGAUAACUUAUUUGGUGAAACUAAUCCAUCAGCGAUUGUUGAACAUGGCUAUUCGUUGGAUGAUGAUUAUGUAUGUACACUGUAUAUUGUAAGUGAUGGUGAUGGUGAUUAUACACAAUUACCAAUAAUAGAAUCAGAUCCAUUACGUUUUGGUGCAUAUGGUCCAUGCCCAUAUUUAACAUCAAAACAAUUAUCAUUCAUUCGUCGACGUAUUGUUGAACGAACAUUACGAUGUGCACCAUCGAUUCGUCAUUUAUUUGGUUUUCGUUUACUUAUUCAAGGAACAAACUAUAAUCAAAUUAGUUUACUUGAGUAUAAAUCAACAUUUGAAGAGCCUGAAAGUGAAGUACUUUUAUCUUUAUGUGAACCCGAUGUAUUCCUUCAAUAUGCACUUGAUUUACCGUCUGUACCAGUUUUACCAUUAACAAAUAAAAAACGUCGUGCUUAUUGUGUUAAUACAACAAUAACGUCGAAAAAAAUUCCAUUAACAAUUCCAAAUAAAAUUUUAUUAACAGCAGCCAAAAAUAAUAAAGUUAAAAUAUUUCAUAAUCAAACAGAUGUGAUUAUAGGAGGAGUAGAAACAAGUAAUAUAACAACAAAUGGAGAAAGAAUUUUCAAUGUACUUGGAUAUGGUUCAACAUUACAAGAAGCACAAAUUCAAUCUGUACUUGCUUGUGAAUAUAUUAAACAACAAAUGAAUAUUGAUGAUCUUUUCUUUAAAUCUGAUAUUGGAUCUCGAACUAUUGAUUGGUAUAAAGUUCAUGGUGAACAUUCUAAUUCUCUACAAGGUCGUUUAACAAAUGGAAAAAAGAAAAAAUCUAAAAAGAAAAAAUCUAUUUCAACGGUACCAACUAAGCCAAAUCGUAGUAUUACAACACGUGGUCAAAAUUUAAAAACUUCCGAACAAAUUGAAGAUAAUGAUGAUGAAACAAAUGAUGAUGAUGAGGAUGACGACAGUGAACCAAUGGAUUUUGAACGUGCAUUUGGUUCCAUAUCCGAUAUUCCAAAAUUAGAAUAUAUGAAUAUUUAUCAAAAUAAUAAAAUUACUGAUAGUUUACAUACUUUCGAAGGAGAAUCAUAUUUUGAUCUUUCAACUAAGAUUGAUCUUAAAACUUAUACACAACCAGUUCUUGUUUCAUCCACGAUUAAUUUAAAUUCACUGGCUGCUUUAUUCAAUUUAAAUGAUAAAGAUAUGAAUGAUAGUCAAACCGUAUUUGAAUAUCUUGGUUAUGAAUUAGCUGUUCGUUGUGCUAAUGAUCUUAGUUAUGCUCGUCCAUUAUAUAUUCAAUGUUGUUCAUUACCAAUAUCAUCAUACGAACGUUCCAUUCAAAGAUUCUAUCAAGGAAUUGAACAAGCAUGUCAACAAUUAAAUUGUACAUUACUGAAAACGACGUCAAAUUCAUCAUCAUUUAAUGCAUUAUGUACAGGUAUAUGUAAUCGAGAAUUAUUUAUACUUAAUAAUGAUAAACAUAAUCCAACAAUAAAUGAAGGUGAUUUAUUAAUUGGACUUCGAUGUAGUUCAGGUACAAUAAAUAGUCAAGGUUAUAUUCAAUUAAAAGAAUUAUUUCAAAAGAAAAAUGUUCAUUUAAAUGAUAUAUUACCAUUUCGAAAUAAUGAUGGUGAAGAAGAAUCUUUUUUUUCAUUAUUAUUACAAAAAUCAUCGAUAUUAACAUCAACAUUAACGAGUAUUAUUAAUGAACUUAUUUUAAAUCGAACCAUUAAAAUUAUACAUAUUGGUCUUGCUCGUGUGAUUCAAUCAUUACUUGAUUCAUCAACAGGAAUAUUAACUGCAGAAUUAAAUGGACAGCAAUGGCCCGUUAUGCCACCAAUUUUUACAUGGAUUUAUCAAAAUAGUGGUUUUAGUCAAGAUGAAAUGUUUGAAUAUUUUAAUUGUGGUAUUGAUUAUUUAAUUAUAAUUGAUCAUAAAAAAUCUUCAGUUGAAAAUAUUCUUCAACAAUUAACUCAAACAUAUACAUCAUGUUUUCUUCUUGGAACAUUUACUUCAAUAAAUUCUAGUCCAAUACGUAAUAAAUCAAUACAUUUACCUCAACAAUCACGACCACGUACUGUUCAAUUAAAAAAUGUUUUAUUUAAAUAUCCAAAACCAUGUUUUACAUCAAAUGAUACUUCGAUUGUUACUAAAGAUCGAAUGAAACAACCAAUUGCAAAUGAUAAAACACGUUGUGCUGUACUCAUUUCAACAAAUGAUACUUCAUUACUUUCUCUUCUUGCAUAUUCAACUUCAACAAUUGAAUGUGCAUUUGAAAUUGUUCUUGUACUUUCCACUUUAGCUAGUCUAUCAGAUAUAGCUCGUGUUAAUGAAGUCUAUCCAUCUGUUGUAACAAAAGUUAUUCAACCAAAAAAAUAUGCUGCAAGAAAUUAUGAUUUAGAUCAAAAAAUAGAUGAUGAAUUACAAUUACAUGGUUGUGAAUUAGUUAUACUUGAUCGUUAUGCAUGUCGUUUAUCACCAUCGUUUAUUCAAGCAUGGCGUGGUCGAUUAUUAAAUAUAUAUCCAUCAUUAUUACCAUCAUUUCGUCAUAGUACAUCACCAGUUCGUGAUGCAUUACAAGCUGGUGUUCGUAUAACAGGUGUUACAGUUCAUUUUAUAGCUGAACCUGAUACAGAUAAUGAUGGACCUAUUAUUGCUCAAGAAAGUAUUCAUGUAACACCAAUUGAAAAUGAAAUUCAAUUAGAAAAUCGUUUACGUACACUUGAACAACAAUUAUAUCCGAAAGCAAUUGACAUGGUUGCAUCAGGAAAAAUAAUUUAUGAAGGAAAAAAACGUAUGGGAAAAGUCAAUAUUGCUCCGACAAUUGCAUCUUCAGCUUAUUAA
Molecule: messenger RNA, 3813 nt
Organism: Rotaria sp. Silwood1
Lineage: Eukaryota; Metazoa; Rotifera; Eurotatoria; Philodinida; Philodinidae
Source: the annotation of a GenBank genome assembly